This is a messenger RNA of Tilletiaria anomala UBC 951, 660 nucleotides long. RefSeq lists its product as uncharacterized. The record is from RefSeq and is a predicted model, not a curated record. Gene Ontology annotation, biological process: protein retention in ER lumen; intracellular protein transport; endoplasmic reticulum to Golgi vesicle-mediated transport. Lineage: Eukaryota; Fungi; Basidiomycota; Exobasidiomycetes; Georgefischeriales; Tilletiariaceae. Bases 1 to 660 code for a protein of 219 amino acids. Gene Ontology annotation, cellular component: endoplasmic reticulum; COPII-coated ER to Golgi transport vesicle; Golgi apparatus. The transcript is spliced from 3 exons.
AUGUUCUUCCGAUCAUUCACGUGCCUGCUGGCAGCACUGCUCAUCGCACUGUGCGCGCUGCCACCCAGCGUAUCAGCGGCGGCGCUGACUGCGAUCCUCGAGCCGCACGAAAAGUCGUGCUACUACGCAUGGGUCGACCAAGUGGGUGAGAAAGUUGGCUUCUAUUUUGCCGUCCAGUCCGGAGGCAACUUUGAGGUCGCCUACUCGGUGCAUGACCCGAAUGACAAGCUCAUUAUCGAUGGACACAAGGAGCGACAAGUUGAUAUCAUCUUCACGGGCAAUACUGUUGGAGAAUACGUCUUCUGCUUCCACAACGACUACACGAGCUAUGCGGAGAAGCUUAUCGACUUCGACAUCACUGUCGAGUCCGAGCCGCGCCUGGAAAUGCCUCUUUCGCAGACGCAGCUGCUCUCUGAUCACUCGGCGCCACUCGAAGAGUCCAUCACCAAGAUUGGUUCCGAACUGACCAGCAUUGCUCGGACCCAACGAUUCUUCCGAACACGAGAAAACAGGAACUACGAUACCGUUGUCAGCACACAAUCGCGAAUCUUCUGGUACUCGAUCGUGGAAUCGCUCGUCAUCAUCUCCAUGUCCGUCGCUCAGGUGCUUGUCGUGCGCUUCCUCUUCAACACGAGCAGCACAAAGCGGUAUAGGGUCUGA